CACUUCAAAACCAAGAUGGCGACCCCCAUGAGCAGAAGGAUUUGCUCCGCUAGUUUUUCAAGGUUACCUAGUCUGUAUCCUCAAUCAGUUCGUGGGUUCUUCACACAGAAUGGGGGUUUGUUAUUCAGGGCAACCCAGCCAAUGUGUGCGGAACCUCCAAAGAAAAAGAAGAGGGCGGACCCUAAGAUGGAGCAGAUGAGACAGCAGAGAUUACUGAAGCGCAUGAAGAAGGUUCAAUUCAAGAUGGGAGACCCAGAGCUUAAACCUGUGGAGGAAUUCAGAACGGAUAGAAAACUCCUCUUGGACGACAAAAGGAAAAGAGAACUUCCAGAUAUUUCUUACGACGAGCAAGAAAGACGUGCCCUCCUACAGAAACGCUGGGCCCGCUACCGUUUCCAAGAACACGUCAAGGAGACCCAUCUCAUGAAAGACAUUCUCAGAGUCCAACAGAAGGCACUCCAGGAGUUACGAGCCGAAUCGGAGGACCUCUACCUAGCUGCCGUAGAGCGCGACACCAACUUGUUCCCGUUUGAAGUUAAUGGCCCAGUCCACACCCCUCCAAUUCCCGGGUAUUCCAAAGAUAGUCCGGAUGGAGAGUAUGUUGAUGUUACCAAGCAGUAUAAAUAGUGUAGGUAUUCAAUUAAUCUUCAGGGGUGAGAUAGUUCAAACCUUUUACCCAAGUACAGACUUUGCGAAGUCUAUACCUGGUAAUCAAGAUGCUGUAACUUUCUCCAAAUUUAAAGGCACUGGAAACUUUUGGUAAUUACUCAACAUAUUUAUCAACACAAAAAACACACUUGGUCUAACGAG
Molecule: messenger RNA, 810 nt
Organism: Asterias rubens (European starfish)
Lineage: Eukaryota; Metazoa; Echinodermata; Asteroidea; Forcipulatida; Asteriidae
Product: 39S ribosomal protein L40, mitochondrial-like
Exons: 4
Coding region: 16-627 (203 amino acids)
Cellular component (GO): mitochondrial large ribosomal subunit; mitochondrial ribosome
Source: RefSeq, a predicted model, not a curated record